AUGUUAUACCCGUCACCCGUUCACCGCCAAGAUAGCAGCUUUCCAGACCACCACAUUGAAAACUUCCGAGCAGCUCUUACUCUGGCUAUCAACGCUAGCAUGGCCGUCUAUACAUAG
Molecule: messenger RNA, 117 nt
Organism: Plenodomus lingam JN3
Lineage: Eukaryota; Fungi; Ascomycota; Dothideomycetes; Pleosporales; Leptosphaeriaceae
Source: RefSeq, a predicted model, not a curated record